Messenger RNA from Vespa crabro (European hornet), 4625 nucleotides. RefSeq names its product sodium- and chloride-dependent GABA transporter 1-like (gene Gat-a). Gene Ontology annotation, cellular component: membrane. Gene Ontology annotation, biological process: sodium ion transmembrane transport. Bases 1028 to 2872 code for a protein of 614 amino acids. The transcript has 9 exons. Lineage: Eukaryota; Metazoa; Arthropoda; Insecta; Hymenoptera; Vespidae. The record is from RefSeq and is a predicted model, not a curated record.
UAAUAAUCAAUUGUAUAAUUCCUUUUUUUUAGGAUUGUCUUAUUUUGAAAUCGAUUUAAUUUUGAUGUUUAAGUAUCUUGAAAAAUAAAGAAUGAUAAAUUGAUCUUUUAAAAAGAUCUAUCCUAUUAAGAUCAUAAUCGAAGAAAGCGAUAAUUCUAUCUUUUAGCCUUUUUCUACAAUGAUCAAUAUAUUUAAUUAAAGUAAUUAGAAAGAAUGUCUCCAUUUAAAAAAAUAAUUUAACAAAUAUCGUCAAUUCUAAUUAAUUAUUAUUUUGCAAUAUCGAAUUGCACAUUAAUAUUCAGAAAAUAAAAAUGAAGUUGAUCAAGAUCUAUAAAAGGAUCAAUACAAGGAUCAAUAUAAAAAUAAGAUGGAUCACAAGGAAGUAAAGCUAACAUAAGUCAGAGAUGAUGGAAGUGGAGAUAUAUAUAUAGAGAUGUAAGGGUGUGGGAGAAGGGAUGAGAGAGAAGAGAGGGAAGAGGGGAAAAAGGAAAAGGGGGAUCUCUCCCGGUUUUCUAUCUCGCUGAUUUCAGUCGGUGAGCCGACAUGCACGAAAGCUCCCCAGCAUCAUCCACGUAGUCAUCAUCCACAGAUAGAAGAAGAAGAGUCUUUCCAGUUUCUCUCUGACCGAAGGACGCUAAACAUUUUGGUUCUUUCGGGAGUUCUAUAUCGAAUUAAAAUUAAAGAACAACAUUGUGUUAGAAACCAUGGAUCGAUCUAUCGAUCUUCGUUAACGAUCCAAGCUUGGACUUUUGAAUAAAAAAUAAAAAGAAAAAACAAGAAAACAAAAUCAAUCAGUGUUUGAUUCACUUGUGUUCGACUCUCUCAAAGUGAAGUGCAGACUAAGUGAAGUCUAUCUUAGGAUCAUCAAAACGGAUUCUACUAUUAGAAAACUCAAUAAAUUAGGUACGGUGUUAUGUACAAAGAUCAGCAUCCUACGUAAAAACGCUUUCUCAGGGGUCAGGUGAAGUGGCUGGUGAAGAUUCAAGAUAAUUGAACAGUAUAAUUCAUUAGUAGUCCAUUUGCAAAAAUGACGGAAACAUCUAGAGAAGCUGAUGUGCCUGACUCGGAAAAUCCUGAUAAUGCGAGCACGUCUUUGAAUUUAGCAUGUACUCCUGCUAAUAAUGGCAAACCACUUCCGGAGCGUGGAACGUGGAGUACCAAAUUGGAUUUCAUUCUCAGCGUGGUUGGACUGGCCAUUGGACUCGGCAAUGUAUGGCGUUUUCCUUACCUCUGUUAUAAAAAUGGAGGUGGUGCUUUCUUGAUCCCAUAUUUCUUAACAUUGGUACUAGCUGGUAUACCAAUGUUCUUUAUGGAAUUAGCUCUCGGUCAAAUGUUAACAGUCGGCGGUUUAGGUGUUUUUAAAAUUGCUCCUCUUUUUAAAGGCAUCGGUUAUGCCGCUGCUGUGAUGUCCUGUUGGAUGAAUGUUUAUUACAUUGUUAUCCUUGCAUGGGCGAUAUUUUAUUUCUUUAUGUCCAUGCACAGUGAAUUACCUUGGGGUAGCUGUAAUAAUUACUGGAAUACAAAAUAUUGCGUAAAUCCUUACGAUAGAAGUUCGUUACUUUGUUGGGAUCAAAUGACAAGGAAUCACAAUGUAAUUAAGAUGUGUUCUGUUAAUCAAAUGAAUGUCACCGUCAAUGAACUCACAGAUCCUGUAAAAGAAUUCUGGGAACGUCGAGCAUUACAAAUUAGUGAUGGAGUAGAGUAUGUAGGUACUAUACGUUGGGAAUUAGCUGGUACUCUACUAUUGGUAUGGAUUUUAUGUUACUUUUGUAUCUGGAAAGGCGUAAAAUGGACUGGCAAGGUAGUUUACUUCACUUCACUCUUCCCUUACGUUUUACUUACGAUUUUAUUAAUUCGUGGGAUUACUUUGCCUGGUGCAAUGGAGGGUAUAAGAUUUUACAUCAGUCCAAAUCUAUCAAAAUUAAAAGAGUCCGAGGUAUGGAUAGACGCAGUUACACAGAUUUUCUUUUCCUAUGGACUCGGUCUUGGAACAUUGGUUGCUCUUGGUAGCUACAACAAAUUUACCAACAACGUAUACAAGGAUGCCCUGAUCGUUUGCUCGGUAAAUUCAUCGACCAGCAUGUUUGCUGGCUUUGUCAUCUUCUCGGUUGUUGGCUUCAUGGCUCAUGAACAACAAAAACCUGUAGCCGAAGUUGCUGCUUCAGGACCAGGAUUAGCUUUUCUUGCAUACCCUUCUGCAGUCCUUCAAUUACCAGGUGCACCUCUCUGGUCGUGUCUUUUCUUCUUUAUGUUACUUUUAAUUGGUCUGGAUUCGCAAUUUUGUACUAUGGAAGGUUUCAUCACUGCAAUGGUAGACGAAUGGCCUCAGUUAUUACGUCGACGUAAAGAAGUGUUUAUUGCGAUAGUCUGUGCUUUAUCUUAUCUCAUUGGACUCUCAUGUAUUUCGCAAGGUGGAAUGUACGUCUUCCAAAUCCUGGACUCUUAUGCUGUAUCUGGAUUCUGCUUACUCUUCCUGAUCUUCUUCGAAUGUAUCUCGAUCAGUUGGGCUUUCGGGGUGAACAGAUUUUAUGAUGCCCUUCGGGAUAUGAUCGGUUAUUAUCCUCUAAUGUGGUGGAAAUUUUGUUGGACUAUAACAACUCCGAUGAUAUGUGUCGGAGUUUUUGUCUUCAAUUUGGUACAAUGGACACCGGUAAAAUACUUGGAUUAUGAGUAUCCUUGGUGGUCACACGUAUUGGGAUGGUUCACAGCAUUAUCGUCUAUGCUUUGCAUACCAGGAUACAUGUUAUAUGCAUGGAUGAAAACACCAGGUGAUAACAGUACGAAAUAUAAAUUGUUAAUUCGAAUAGAAGAUGAUGUUGCAGCGUUACGAACAAAAAUGGGCCAACCAUCGGUCGAAUUAACACCACUUUAAAAUGUUUAGUCCCUGUUUUUCUCAAUUACCUGGAUCACAGGGAUCUAUUUUGACUUUAUGAGAUAUGAGGAGAAAGAACGCAACACUGCCGUUCUCGUUGCUUCCAAAAAGUUUCAACGCUUUAUGCGUAUGACAAUUGAAUCGGCUUAUUAACUAGCCAAUCUUGUAGGUAAUACGUCGAUCUAUCGCGAACAGUGCAAUAUAAACAAUAACAAAUGAUAUUAAUAGCGCUAUUUGUUAUUAUUACUUCGAACAUAUUGGAAAGGACGAGAAUUCUGCUUCUAUUAUUAAUUGUUGGCGUUAAAACUCUUGUAAAAAGUUGUGUAAAAAAAAAAGGAAGAGUGUGUUAUAUCUAAUGUAGGCAUAUGCCAACAAAUAAUAUAUACACGUGUCUUUAUGUGCAAUGUACUCAUAAUACGUUAUUAGUUUGAGUUGCACUUGUAUGCUCUUUAGGUUGAGAAUUUAGUACCUUUAGAAAGAUCAAUAUAUGUGUGUGUGUGUAUAUAUAUAUAUAUAUAUAUAUAUAUAUCUACACAUAAACAUAUACACGUAUAGAGUUAUAUUACAUAAACGUAGGUAUAUAGGAUAUAUAGAUGUGUAUGUAUAAAAAGAAUAAUAUAUGUCAAAACGUUAGAUUUAGUACGCUUAUAAGAUCGCAUAAAGAAUUAUUACGAAGAAAAAUCAAAAAACAAAACAAAAAAAACAACAAAUAAUUUAUUCGUUAUUGUUUAUCACACUUAAUUGUUCUAUUUGAGUUUUAACACCAAUCGUGAAAGAGUAAAUGAAAUGACAAAAAAAACCAACAAUAAAAAAGAAAAGGCAAACUUCAAUUAAAAUCAUUCUUUACUGUUGAAUAUAAUCAAAAGAAAUAGUGCAUGUACAUACAUAUGUAUAUGCAUCCGUAAUGUGUUCAUAUAAUGAAUAUAAAAUGAUGAUCAUUUGUGGAUCGACGUGUAGACGAUCUCCAUUUCGAGUAUUUCUUUUUUUUUGUUUCAUUUUUUCGAAAAAAUACAAAAUAUAAGACGAAUAGAAAAAACAUUCACUUAAUUCAAUAAACAUUUAAUGCGACUGUUAUUAAAUUCGAUUUCGAUUUUAGCAUAUUGUAUGUAUAACAAAAAUAUCUUAAUCUGUUAUUUAUUAUUUCAUUAGAUGGAUAAUUUGAUCUAUUUUAACUUAGAAGUUAAAUCAUGACGCGCUUAAUACAAAUCUCGGUUUAAAUUUCGCGCCAAAAUAGAAUGGGCCAUUUGGCUUGUCGCAUACGAAAUAUUAUUUAUUGCAAUAAUACUACUUCAUAACUAUUAUUAUUAUUAUUAUUAUUAUUAUUAUUAUUAUUAAUAUUAUUAUUAUUAUUAUUAUUAUUAUUAUUAUUACUAUUAUUAUUAUUAAUCCCUUCAUUUAUUAUUAAUAUUUAUUAUUAACAACAAUCUUUUUUUUCAAUGACAUUUUUUUUGAAACUUUAGUCUUUUCUAUAUAUCUUAUUAUAUUUAUUACGACAUCGAGAUCUUUACGUCGGUUGUUCGUUUUUAUUUUUUAUUUCAAUCAUUAAGUUUCAUUUCGCAUAAGAAAAUUUUAAUUUCCAAAAGACAUAUUGAGAUAUAUGAUCAUAAUAAUAUCAAUCUACAUUAAUGCCUUCAGUACAUGCUGUUAACGAAAAUGUUAAUUCAUCAGUGUAACUGGAUUUUAAAAUAGCAUUGUUUUAUUCAUAUGAAUUGUAUUACAAUGACACGUCAAAUAAAUUUUUGUGAUUAUAUAA